UGCACGAGGGUCAUGCGCUUUAUUGUUGUUAAAGCAUGUCUCUGAGCCAAACCCCGGCGUAGCAUCUACAUUCGUCGUGCCGUACACCUCAGUGGAAAUCUCGGAAAAGAUAUGACUUGGUCCUGAGGGAAAACAGAAAACAUAAUCCGUUCAUCUAAAUUUGGUGGCCAUCCCUCCCUCUCCUCGCGUCUAUCCUGCUCUCACUUUCAUCAACAGCGCGGUGCGCGCAGCACGUGCCCGUUACGCACUCUCUCCGUCUACAUCGCUCAGCUUCUUGGACUCUAUAAUACGUCACGGACAUUUGGGACAGUCUUGAAAUGACCGAACUACGGGCACGACUUUGAAUUCAUCUCUCACGGACCGGCUCCGCUCCUCCCCAAAGAACCGGAAUGAGCAUCGCGCUCCGGAGCUGGAAAACCGGGCAUGUCGUUUACUUCUAAACAUUUCUGCUGUGUGCUUAGACAAGAAAACUUGAGUUAUGGGAUGCUUUGGGCUUUUUUGUGUGCCGCUGGAUGUAUUCCAAAACUUUUAAAUAAUUAAUUCGCACGUUAGCGUCUCACCAUGAAGUGCUCAUUGUCCAGUUACGAUUUAAGAUGAAAACUGAGUUUAAAUAUUCAUAUCAAUGUGGAGUCAGGGCUUUAAUGAACGUGUCUUUGUUAUUAGUGUAGUGACCUUAAAUUAACAGUAAUAAUAUGUAGACGUGCUCUAUGAGGCUUUUCAACUAUUUCACCUGAGUAAGCCACGUUUAGCCUAUUCACUUGCAGGUUGUUAGAAUGAGCAUGUUGUCUUUUUAAAGGGAUUAAAUGUAUUUAAGUUUAAUUAGUAAUUGACUUAAAUGUCCUAAUACGUUAUUUUCUUAUUUUGCUGAUUACAACAAUAAUUUUUUGUUUGGAAGUGAUUGAUAGAGUGCGUUUUAUUGUAAAGGCUAUUAGAGAUCGGUUUUUUAACCAGUGUUCACACUUUUCUACUUAAUCGGUUAUCGGUUGUUUAACAUCGAGUCCACAGAUAAAUUCCAGUAGGUCUCUAAAAAUAGCGUUCAUUUUUAUGGUUAUUUGCAUAAAUUAUUCAGCUUUGUAUGUAACAGAUAUUAAUUCUUAAUUGAAGUGUUCAUAUAUUUUGUUUGUCAAGAUUAAGUUUGAAUUUUAAUUUAAAUGGUGAUCUUUGCAACUAAACUUAAGGAAGCAUAUUAUUGUUAAUAAUAAUACAAAAUCACAGUAUGAAUUAUUAUUAAUUACAUUAUUAUUUAAAAUAAUGUAUUUUAUUGUAGUAUGAUAAUUAUUUAGCUAUCGUUGUGUUAGAAAUUUGAAAUAUAAUUAAAAACCAGUUCUGCAAAUCAGCUGUAGGACACUUAAACAAAUACAAAUAAUAAUUUUCAGUCACUGGGGAAAAAAACAAUAUAUCGGUUAAUCUCUGCUGUAAAUGGUGCACUAGUUUGCUUGUGUCAACACAAUAAUGUUGGGUAGCCCUUCAAAUAACGGAGGCAUUAGGAUGCUGGCCCCCCCUGCACCCAAUGAUGACAGGCGGGUUGAGUUUGUGGCUCUAACGGCUGUUCACACUGAAAGAAGCGAGCCGUCGACCCCAGAGCGCGGACACCCGUCUCACCGCACCGGCUUACUGGGCACACCGCUGCCGGUGCCACCGGGCCCGAGGGCGACCCCUUCUGCCUCAAGCAAACGCUACAGAAAGUUACAGAACUGCCUGUACAACGUGCUGGAGAGACCCAGAGGAUGGGCGUUCAUCUAUCAUGCCUUCAUUUUUCUCCUAGUGUUCAGCUGUCUGGUGCUUUCUGUUUUCUCCACCAUCCCAGACCAUCAAACAUUUGCCAACGAGGCGCUCUUCAUCCUGGAGUUUGUGAUGAUCGUGGUUUUUGGGCUGGAGUACUUUGUAAGGAUCUGGGCGGCCGGAUGCUGCUGUCGGUACAGAGGAUGGCAGGGUCGGCUACGGUUCGCCAGAAAGCCCUUCUGCGUCAUAGACUUCAUUGUCUUUGUGGCGUCGCUGGCAGUGAUAGCAGCGGGCACACAAGGAAACAUCUUCGCCACAUCUGCUCUGCGCAGCAUGCGUUUUCUGCAGAUCUUGCGCAUGGUGCGCAUGGACCGCCGGGGAGGAACCUGGAAGCUACUGGGCUCUGUGGUGUACGCUCACAGCAAGGAGCUGAUCACAGCCUGGUACAUUGGCUUCCUGAUACUGAUCUUUGCCUCAUUCUUGGUCUAUUUGGCUGAGAAGGAGGAUAACCAAGAGUUUUCCACUUAUGCUGACUCCCUCUGGUGGGGAACAAUCACCCUCACUACGAUUGGCUACGGUGACAAGACACCACACACCUGGCAAGGUCGGCUUUUAGCGGCUUGUUUUGCCCUGCUGGGGGUGUCCUUCUUUGCCCUGCCAGCUGGCAUCCUGGGUUCAGGUUUUGCUCUGAAAGUGCAGGAGCAGCACCGGCAGAAACACUUUGAGAAGAGGAGGACUCCCGCUGCCAACCUCAUACAGGCUGCAUGGCGUCUCUACUCUACAGAUGCUCAGCACUCAUAUCUCACAGCCACCUGGUAUUUCUAUGACAGUAUGCUGCCGUCCUUCAGAGAACUGACAUUACUGUUCAGUCACCUCCAACGGCAGCGUAGCACCAAGAAGGUUCUUCACAACUCCUACCACACCUUGCUGUCGGGGCUCCGGCCGUAUAGCUCCCCCUACCUGUCCGGGGACAGUGGGAAGAUGGGCUUCCGUGACCGCAUUAGGAUGAAUAAUUCACGGUCCUCUCAGGCUAUCCGGAGCAAGGCUUCUCCUUUACCCCCAGGUAAUGUUCGGCAGUCCCCCAGCACGGAGAACUAUCCUGAAGCCACCAGCCCCGGCAAGGUCCAGAAGAGUUGGAGCUUCAAUGAUCGGACUCGAUUCCGUACCUCUCUCCGCCUAAAACCACGCCCCGCUGCAGAUGUGGAGGGAGUAGGAGAGGAGCACACAGAGGACAAAUCUUACUGUGAUGUUGCCAUGGAGGAAGUGAUACCAGCAGUAAAGACCCUAAUUCGUGCUGUUAGGAUUCUUAAAUUCCUGGUGGCCAAGAGGAAGUUCAAAGAAACCCUGCGGCCAUACGAUGUGAAAGAUGUGAUUGAGCAAUAUUCAGCUGGACACCUCGAUAUGCUGGGCAGAAUCAAAAGCCUGCAGACAAGGGUGGAUCAAAUCAUAGGCCGAGGUACUAUUCCAUCAGAUAAAAAAGUGAGGUCUGAAAAAGGGGAGAAAACUCCUCCUGAACUGGAACAGAUGGACGAAUUAAGCAUGAUGGGUCGCGUGGUGAAAGUGGAGAAGCAGGUGCAGUCAAUCGAAAACAAGCUGGACCUGAUCCUAAACUUCUACUCCCAGUGCCUGAAAAAGGGCUCGUCCCACUUCACCCUGUCAUCCCUGCUGGAACCCGACUUGACCUCUGACUACCACAGUCCCACCGAUCAACGUGACAUGUUCCCCUCCGCAAACACCCUUAAUAUCUCCCACUCAGACAGUGGCAACAUGGAAUGACCCCAGAGACACCCGGCAGCAGUCCCGCUCUGACUGUCGCAUCAGGGCAACUCUCCAAAGGCUAAAUACCUCCCUAAAUUAACCUAGCACAGUUCCUCUAAACAACUGCUGUAUCCUUGCAUGGGUUCAUCCUUUGCACAGAGGAUGGUGGCUUCUGGCCAACCUUUCUAGACUUUGCCUUGCAAACUAUGCCCUGAUAUUUCGCAAUGUCCAGUUUUUAUUUGUAACAGUCUUUCUUCUUUUUACUUUAUUUCAGCUGAUUCAGGAAAGUUUUAGAGAAAUAUUCUUACAUGGAUGAAGAUAUUAUUGAGGUUUUGUUGAACAUUUGGACUUCUUCCAGUAGAUGGCUGGAAGUUUUAUCUGAAGUGGUCUUUAACCGUCACUUUUUAUCAGUCUUCCAAAACAUGUGGGGAUGAAUCUCUUGACUGCAUACAAAACUGUCCCCUUUACAUUUCAUUGAUGCUAUUUCUUUCUGGAAGUCUCUGUGCCAAUAUCGUUUGUUGGUUUUGUUGAGUUUUUGAUAACCAAUAGGCCUGCAGAGCAAUUCUAUUUUUCUGUCUGUCUUUUUUUCUAUGAAAUCAGGGCAUUUUGAACUGAAUUUGAAUUUUGGACUCUCCUUCUCGGCCUUGGCCUUACACUUUGGCCUGAUGCAAUAGACUCCUUGUGCCACCAGAAGUCGCUGAGCUUCUAAUGAAUGUACUGCAUCCAGUACUUUUCCUUUAUUUAUCACUUACAUGUCCUUUGAGAAAACGGCAUCACCGAUUGCUAUAAAGAGCAGCAUGAUAGACUGAUGGACAGUAUUUCCACCAAAGCAUCUUCUGUCAUUUUGUUCUUGCAUAGUUUCUCUUGCCACUUCAGGAAGGAAGGAACUUCAAAAUGUGAGACCCUCAGGUUUCCUUCUCACAUCUCUUUGGCUUAUUGGGUCCCUCUCUUCUGCGAUAGCACCCUGCCACUGCAUCAUCUCUCAGAAGCCCACCGUGCAAAAAAUAAGAAAAUCAAAUAAAUAAAUAAACAUAUUCUUUGAUGAAAUAGCCAGCA
Messenger RNA from Cyprinus carpio (common carp), 4536 nucleotides. It is a transcript of the gene kcnq4, whose product is annotated as potassium voltage-gated channel subfamily Q member 4. Gene Ontology annotation, biological process: potassium ion transport; transmembrane transport. NCBI's taxonomy places the organism in Eukaryota, Metazoa, Chordata, Actinopteri, Cypriniformes, Cyprinidae. Gene Ontology annotation, molecular function: voltage-gated potassium channel activity. The record is from RefSeq and is a predicted model, not a curated record. Gene Ontology annotation, cellular component: membrane.